AUGGCCAUGGCUUUAUCUUCUCCGACCACCUCUGUUUCUGCGGCCAUCUUUCCCGGCGACUCACCGCCUCCCCUGAAGAUCCAUCACCUCCUCACUGCCGCUGGCGCCAAUUUUUCCCUCUCCAAAAAAUUGACGAGCUCCUUCGCCGCUGCCCUGAUCCAGACCGGCCGAGAUAAUAACAACAGUAAGUGGAGAACCAAUGUGUCUUUCCUCCCCGCAUUCUUCAAAUCUCCUGGGAAAGACCUCAAUGCUCUCAAGGACGAGCUUCUUCAGGCUAUUGCUCCCCUCGACCGCGGCGCCGAGGCUACUCCUGAUGACCAGAAAUUCGUCGAUCAGAUUGCUCGGAAGCUGGAAUCAGCCAAUCCCACUAAGGAUCCAUUGAAAUCAGACCUGCUGAAUGGGAAAUGGGAGCUCAUAUACACUACUUCACAGUCAAACCUGCAAACUCAGAGACCAAAGUUGCUGAGGUCCAGAGCUAACUACCAAGCUAUCAAUACAGAUACGUUACGAGCCCAAAACAUGGAAUCUGCCCCUUUCUUCAACCAAGUAACAGCAGACUUAACCCCUCUGAACACAAGAAAAGUAGCUGUGAAAUUCGAUUAUUUCAAAAUAUUGGGUUUGAUACCAGUUAAGGCACCGGAUACUGCUGUUGGGGAGCUGGAAAUCACCUACUUGGAUGAAGAGUUGAGAAUAUCCAGAGGUGACAAGGGGAACUUGUUCAUCUUGAAAAUGCUGGAUCCGUCGUACCGUGUCCCUGCUACCGGAUGA
Linum trigynum is the source of this 768-nucleotide messenger RNA. The record is from the annotation of a GenBank genome assembly. NCBI's taxonomy places the organism in Eukaryota, Viridiplantae, Streptophyta, Magnoliopsida, Malpighiales, Linaceae.